ACCUUAUAUUACUUUUUGUUUCUUGCGCAAAAAGAAACCGGACUUGCUUGAAUUUAAAAACCAAAAAGCCGGUUCGGCUUUAUAAGACUCUUCUUUUAUCAUUUUCAAAAAUAAGCAAAUUCGGAAAUUCAGAGUUACUCAUCUCUGUUUCCCUCUUUUGGGUUGGUUUUGUUAUAUGAAGGCUGAAGCAAUGAUUUUACAGGAGGGUAAAAAUGGAAAUUUGGAGGCGGCGAUCGACCAGUUGCUUAAUGUUGAGAAGCAGAUGCGAUUCGCCGGCGAUGUCGCCGGAACCAAGAAAGCGGUCACUGAAAUUUUGCAGCUGUGCUUUGAAGCUAAGGAUUGGAAGUCUCUAAAUGAACAGAUCGUUAAUUUGUCUAAAAAACGAGGUCAACUUAAGCAGGCAGUGACUGCAAUGGUUCAGCAAGCAAUGCAAUACAUUGAUGAGACACCAGAUAUUGAAACUCGUAUAGAGCUCAUCAAGACCCUGAACAGUGUGUCUGCUGGAAAGAUUUAUGUUGAAAUUGAGAGAGCAAGAUUGAUCAAGAAACUUGCAAAGAUUAAAGAAGAACAAGGUCUUAUUGCUGAAGCUGCAGAUUUAAUGCAGGAAGUUGCAGUGGAAACUUUUGGUGCCAUGGCAAAAACUGAGAAAAUUGCCUUCAUUCUUGAACAGGUUCGCCUUUGCUUAGAUCGCCAGGAUUAUGUUCGUGCUCAAAUUCUUUCAAGGAAGAUUAGCUCUAGAGCAUUUGAUGCUGAUACUUCAAAGGAAAAGAAGAAACCUAAAGAAGGGGACAAUGUUGUAGAGGAGCCUCCUGCUGAUAUACCUUCACUAUUGGAGUUGAAGCAAAUCUACUAUGAACUAAUGAUACGGUAUUACUUUCAUGACAAUGACUACCUUGAAAUUUGCCGAUGCUAUAAGGCAAUAUAUGAGAUUCCAUCCAUCAGGGAAAACCCAUCUCAGUGGAUACCGGUCUUGAGAAAAAUCUGUUGGUACUUAAUCCUGGCCCCACAUGAUCCAAUGCAAUCAAGCCUUCUUAAUUCCACAUUGGAGGAUAAGAAUCUUUCUGAGAUUCCAAAAUUUAGGUUGCUGUUGAAACAGUUAGUUACAAUGGAAGUUAUCCAGUGGACAUCCCUUUGGAAUUCUUAUAAGGAUGAAUUUGAGAAUGAAAGGAACAUGCUUGGAGGCUCUUUGGCUGACAAAGCUGCAGAAGAUUUGAGACACAGGAUUAUUGAGCAUAAUAUCCUUGUUGUUUCAAAGUACUACUCAAAGAUUACCUUGAAGAGACUUGCUGAGUUGUUGUGUCUGACUAUCCAGGAAGCUGAGAAGCAUCUUUCUGAAAUGGUUGUAUCCAAGGCACUGGUGGCAAAGAUUGACAGACCAAUGGGAAUAGUCUGUUUCCAGGUAGCAAAGGAUAGCAAUGAAGUUCUCAACUCAUGGGCUGUGAAUUUGGAAAAACUUCUUGAUCUUGUCGAGAAGAGUUGCCACCAAAUACACAAAGAAACCAUGGUUCACAAAGCUGCUCUAAAAGCAUGAGAAUGAUGAUAUUCACCAAUUGUAGGUAGUGGCCUCUCUUUGUCACAUUUUACUUCAUGUCUUUACGCAAUGCAAACAGAAGCGGUAAUCGCAUAUUAACAUUUCUUUCAAAUGAUGGCUUUUUUCAUUAUCUGGACGUUUGGCCAAGUUGAACUGUGUUUUUCAAUGCAAAGAAGUGGCCUAAUUGCUGGUGAAGUAUGUGUUGGGUUUGCUGCCUUUCAUUUGGAAGUUCUCACUUUGGUUGUUCAAACCUUUCUGUAACUGAAAGAUAGAUAGUAACCAUAGAAAACCGAAAUGGUGCUGUUUCUAUAGCAGUGGGAGGAAAACAAUGAGGUUCCCUUGUUAUUUUGGAUUCUUAUUCAUUAUUUACGAUUUCGCAUUUUUAACAUGGUUAACCAAGUCU
This is a messenger RNA of Durio zibethinus, 1934 nucleotides long. Its product is annotated as 26S proteasome non-ATPase regulatory subunit 12 homolog A-like. Lineage: Eukaryota; Viridiplantae; Streptophyta; Magnoliopsida; Malvales; Malvaceae. The record is from RefSeq and is a predicted model, not a curated record. Gene Ontology annotation, cellular component: cytoplasm; proteasome regulatory particle, lid subcomplex.